AGUUUGACAUUUGUGUCACAUCAACCGUGGACAACUUUGCAGCACAAUACAAUAAACAAUUUUGUUUCUUUAUUUUUAAGAAUUAUCAGCAAACAGAAUUGAAGUGAUAUAUUUAAACAUGAAAAAUUAAGACGUAGUACUAAAAAUAUACAUUUCUUCUGUACAGUUUAUAAUUUUGUUUACUUGAGAUGUCUAACGAAAAACAACCAACCACUCCUGAUAACUCUGGGGAAGUAGAUGGUGAAGAAUGGAUUGGUCCAAUGCCAUCAGAAGCUGCUCAACCAAAACCGAAGAAACGAAAAGUUCUAGAAUUUGAAUCUCUGUAUCUGGAAAAUCUACCUUCAUCAGAAACGUAUGAAAAAAGCUACAUGCAUAGGGAUGUUGUCACACAUGUUGUGGUGACCAAAACAGAUUUUGUUGUAACUGCCAGUCAAGAUGGCCAUCUCAAAUUUUGGAAGAAACAGGAGGAAGGUAUAGAAUUUGUGAAACACUUCCGUUGUCACCUGGCACCUAUCAGCCAUGUUGCUGUAAACAGUACUGGCACAUUGCUCUGCACCACAUCCACGGAGAAGACUGUCAAAGUUUUUGAUGUUGUAAACUUUGAUAUGAUUAACAUGAUAUCGAUAGAAUUUGAGCCGUACUGCGCGGAAUGGGUGCACUCAGCAGGUGAUCCUAUUUCUGCAUUAGCUAUAUCGGAGAAAUCAACAAAUAAAAUCUAUGUAUUUGACGGCACACAAAGUUCGGGCACACCGUUACACACAUUUGAAACACUACAUCAAAGUGUGGUGGUCACCAUAGUAUACAAUCCAGUAUACGAAGUAGCAGUCUCUGUUGACAAGGCGGGAAUCAUAGAAUACUGGACUGGACCGAAACAUGAGUUUCAAUAUCCGAAGAAUAUAAAAUUCCAAUCGAAACUGGAAACGGAUCUGUUUGAUUUCGUGAAGAAUAAAACAUAUCCAACAGCGCUGGCUUUCUCACCGGAUGGUAAAAAGAUGGCGUCUAUAAGUUUGGAUCGGAAGGUCCGUGUAUUCCACUUCCUGACUGGCAAGCUGCACAAGGUGUUGGACGAGAGCCUGCAGCGCUACCAGGAUCUGCAGCAUCAGGCGCACCAGUUACCCAACAUGGAGUUUGGUCGCAGAAUGGCAACAGAACGUGAGCUGGAGAAGUCAGAGUGGGUGAACUUGUGCAACGUGUUGUUUGAUGCAAGCGGACACUUCCUGUGCUACGCGACCAUGCUGGGCGUCAAGCUGGUCAACCUCACCACCAACAGGUGUGUGGCCAUGCUUGCCAAGCCGGAGAACUUGAGACCCCUACAUCUAGCUCUGUUCCAGGGUCGUACGAAUCAAUCAAAAGUAGCAACGACACUAGAGAUGGAAGGUUCCGAGAACCCGAGCCUGCUGAUUGUGAAGACGGACCCCACGCUGUUCUGUACAGCGUACCGCAAGAACAGGUUCUACAUGUUCUCCCGCCGCAGUCCUGACGACGUCAAGAGUCCUGACGCUGACCGCGAUAUCUUCAAUGAGAAGCCUUCCAAAGAAGAUAUUAUUUCUGCUACUGAGGGACAAGGCGUGCAGCGUAUCUACGAGCAGGCGAUCCUGCAUACAUCUCUGGGUGACAUCCACGUGAGGCUGUUCGGUGAGGUGGCGCGCGCUGCGGAGAACUUCUGCGGCCUUGCACGAAGCGGAUACUACAACGGCCACCUUUUCCAUAGAGUCAUACGAGGAUUUAUGGUGCAGACUGGAGACCCCACCGGCACGGGCACGGGAGGAGAGAGCAUCUGGGGCGGUGAGUUCGCGGAUGAAUUCAAGCCGCAUCUGAAACACGACCGGCCGUACACAGUGAGCAUGGCUAACGCGGGACCCAACACCAACGGCAGCCAGUUCUUCAUCACCCUCGCGCCCACGCCGUGGUUAGACAACAAACACACGAUAUUCGGGCGCGUGGUGCGCGGCAUGGAGGUGGUGCAGAACAUCGGCAAUCUCAAGACCAACCCCAAGACGGACAAACCCUACGAUGACGUAAGGAUCGUCUCCGUCACCGUCAAGUAAACACGAAUAGUUGACAAAUAAUUGUACAUAUACCAUUAAAUUUAUGACUACAA
Messenger RNA from Papilio xuthus (Asian swallowtail), 2101 nucleotides. Its product is annotated as peptidylprolyl isomerase domain and WD repeat-containing protein 1. Lineage: Eukaryota; Metazoa; Arthropoda; Insecta; Lepidoptera; Papilionidae. Gene Ontology annotation, biological process: protein peptidyl-prolyl isomerization. The transcript is spliced from 11 exons. Gene Ontology annotation, molecular function: peptidyl-prolyl cis-trans isomerase activity; protein binding. The coding region runs from base 189 to 2048 and encodes 619 amino acids. The record is from RefSeq and is a predicted model, not a curated record.